AGCUGUUCGGGCUUUGAAGCUCUAAAUGAUCCAAAUGCUAUUUGCGGGAUGAUGCCAUGACUGCGCGCGCAACAAAGAGGGAUCGGCUGCCGAGAUUCUACAAAGAUGCGCUGUCAAAGAAACCAAGAGAGUACUGGGAUUACGAGAAGCUCAUAGUCAAAUGGGGCAUUCUGGACGACUACGAAGUGACAAAGAAGAUUGGGCGAGGAAAGUACAGUGAAGUCUUCACAGGAUUCCAUGUGCCAAGCAACAAGAAAUGUGUCAUUAAGAUUCUGAAGCCGGUCAAGAAAAAGAAGAUCAAGCGCGAGAUCAAAAUCCUACAGAAUGUGAGCGCUGGGCCAAACAUUGUGAAGCUUCUGGAUGUGGUGAGGGAUCCCCUCACCAAGACGCCAUGCCUCGUCUUUGAACAUGUGAACAACACAGACUGGAAGACUUUGUAUCCAAAACUUACUCCCUUUGACGUGAAAUUCUACUUAUAUCAAGUUCUCAAGGCUCUGGACUACAGCCACUCUCAGGGUCUCAUGCAUCGUGACGUAAAACCGCACAAUGUCAUGAUUGACCAUGACAAGAGGGAGGUGAGACUCAUAGAUUGGGGCCUUGCCGAAUUUUAUCAUCCACUGAAUGAGUACAACGUCAGGGUCGCCUCUCGACAUUACAAAGGUCCUGAACUUCUAGUUGAUGACAUGCUUUACGAUUAUUCCCUGGACAUGUGGAGCCUGGGUUGUAUGCUGGCAGGGCUCACCUUUCGAAAGGAACCAUUUUUUGCUGGUGCCGACAACGUUGAUCAGCUGUACAAGAUUGCCAGGGUGCUGGGGACAGAUCUUCUCGAAGAGUACUUGGAUGCCUAUGACCUCGAAUUGGAGCUGGAAGUGGAGCAACGUUUGGGGAAGCUCCCUCGCAAGCCAUGGUCUUCCUUCAAGAACAAGGAGAAUGCAGAUCGAUGCUCUCCGGAGGCCCUGGACCUCAUUGACAAGAUGUUGCGAUAUGAUCCUGCAGCACGAAUUCUGCCGAAGGAGGCCAUGGCACAUGCCUUUUUCGAGGAGGUCCGCAAGCAGGACAAGUGAAACAAGUGGAGCGGAUGCACCUGAAAGUUGGACAAAGAGCCCUCAGAAACGAACGUGGGAAAGCGGAAACCAACAUGGCAAAAUAUAA
Messenger RNA from Cladocopium goreaui, 1152 nucleotides. Lineage: Eukaryota; Dinophyceae; Suessiales; Symbiodiniaceae. The record is from the annotation of a GenBank genome assembly.